Messenger RNA from Trichoderma breve, 513 nucleotides. RefSeq names its product translationally controlled tumor protein domain-containing protein. Gene Ontology annotation, cellular component: cytoplasm. Gene Ontology annotation, molecular function: calcium ion binding. The record is from RefSeq and is a predicted model, not a curated record. The coding region runs from base 1 to 513 and encodes 170 amino acids. The transcript has 5 exons. NCBI's taxonomy places the organism in Eukaryota, Fungi, Ascomycota, Sordariomycetes, Hypocreales, Hypocreaceae.
AUGCUUAUCUACAAGGACCUCAUCACCGACGACGAGAUCAUCUCGGACUCGUAUGACCUCAAGGAGGUCGAUGGCAUCGUCUACGAGGCCGACUGCGCCAUGAUUACCGAGGGCGCCGUCAACGUCGACACUGGUGCCAACGCUUCCGCUGAGGAGGCCGAGGAGGGUCUUGAGGAUGCCGAGGUCAAGGUCAACAACAUCGUCCACUCUUUCCGUCUCCAGUCCACUAGCUUCGACAAGAAGGGCUACCUGGCCUACCUCAAGGGCUACAUGAAGGCUGUCAAGGCUGGCCUCCAGGCCAAGGGUGCUCCUGCUGAGGAGAUCACCGCUUUCGAGAAGGGUGCCCAGACCUACGUCAAGGAGAAGCUGCUGCCCAACUUCAAGGACUUUGAGUUCUACACUGGCGAGUCCAUGAACCCCGAUGGAAUGAUCGUCCUCCUCAACUACCGUGAGGAUGGUGUCACCCCCUAUGUCAUCGUCUGGAAGCACGGUCUCACUGAGAUGAAGGUCUAA